UUCUCUUGCCCUAUAAAAGCGCAGAAACACUUCUCAUUUUCUCGAGGAUUCUUCCCUUUCUCUAAAUAUUUCUCUCUCAAGACAAGAACUGUAGCGUACAACUUCCGUCAACCAUGGCUGCCGAAUCUGCUUUUGCAAUUCCCAAAGGCCAAGUUGAUUUGAUGGACUUUGUAGACUGGUCUGGCGUCGAAUGCCUUAACCAAAGUGGCAGCAACACUAUUGUCAAUGCCCUCAAACAGGGUUACAGAGAAGACGAGGGCUUGAACCUGGUGAGUGAUGCAGAUGAACAGCUAUUGAUUUACAUACCUUUUAAUCAAGUCAUCAAACUGCAUUCAAUCGUUAUCAAAGGACCUGAGGAGGAAGGUCCUAAAACUGUGAAGCUGUUUUCUAACAAGGAGCACAUGGGAUUUAGUAAUGUUAAUGAUUACCCUCCAAGUGACACAGUUGUUUUAUCUGAAGAUAACCUCAAGGGAAAACCAGUUACCUUGAAGUAUGUCAAGUUUCAAAAUGUUCGCAGUGUGACCAUUUUUAUUGAGGAUAAUCAACAUGAUGGGGAAACUACAAAUGUUCAAAAAAUUGUUUUGUAUGGAUCAACGGUGGAAACAACAGAUAUGAAAGGCUUGAAGAAGAUUGAGGACCACUGAUCCUGCAAAAGAUCAUUAUAAUUGUUCAUCAUUUUAAGAAUUUUGUUUUCUUUUUAACUUCUGUAGUUUACGACAGAAGUAAUUGGAAACUUGAUACACUGGAUAUACCAAAUUACAGUGUGAGCUGUCGCUGCUUUGUUCGAUGCAAUAUGUUACACCCACGAUUCACUACCUAAUUAGUGUAAAUUCUAGGUUGUGGAGUGAUGGUUGCUACGCUUUUAUUUA
This is a messenger RNA of Solanum lycopersicum (tomato), 869 nucleotides long. RefSeq names its product PITH domain-containing protein At3g04780. Lineage: Eukaryota; Viridiplantae; Streptophyta; Magnoliopsida; Solanales; Solanaceae. The record is from RefSeq and is a predicted model, not a curated record.